Cavia porcellus (domestic guinea pig) is the source of this 3154-nucleotide messenger RNA. RefSeq names its product cholinergic receptor nicotinic alpha 6 subunit (gene Chrna6). Lineage: Eukaryota; Metazoa; Chordata; Mammalia; Rodentia; Caviidae. Gene Ontology annotation, biological process: nervous system process; regulation of membrane potential; signal transduction. The record is from RefSeq and is a predicted model, not a curated record. Gene Ontology annotation, molecular function: acetylcholine-gated monoatomic cation-selective channel activity; transmembrane signaling receptor activity. The transcript has 6 exons. Bases 489 to 1973 code for a protein of 494 amino acids. Gene Ontology annotation, cellular component: plasma membrane; synapse; postsynaptic membrane.
AAACAACAGUGAACUGUAUUUCUCCAAUCUGCACUUAGAAAUAUAGGAAUGGAAAUUCGUAGUGUAGGAUACGGUUGAGGUCUAAUUAAUGCAGUGAAACCGCAUCGCAGCUGCGUGACUGGCAGUGAUGCAGCUAUCGCUGGAGCGCGGAAGACUCUUGUUUACCCCCAAAAGGCUGCGCGUGAGAGAGCAGAUCUGCCAGGCGCUGAGCUCCUUUGCUGCCUUUUCUCUCCCCUCACAAGGCAAGAGCAAGAGCGACUGGAGAUGUGGCCGCCCAGCUGGUUCUGCGUGCAGCCCUCCGCACCUGCCCUUCACGCAGGCCUUGGUCUCUGAUCCCAGGAUGCAGUGGUGUUUGGAUUUCACAGCAGACAAGUAUGGACUGUAGCGGGCUCCCGGUGACUUGAGGUCAGGUCGGGAGAGCUGCCUGAUAGCUCUUUGUCUUCCACAAUCCUUUGCCUACAAAAAGGAGCCUGCGCGCCUUGUUAACCAUGCCGCUAGGCAAGGGGCAAGAGCUCCCUCACCCUGGUUUGUGGCUCUGGGUGUGUAUUUCCAUGCCUCUCUUUCAAGGCGGCGCCGGGUGCGCUUCCGAAGAGCUGCUGUUCCACAGGCUGUUUUUCAGUUACAAUCGGUUCAUCCGGCCAGCGGAGAACGUGUCCGACCCUGUCACUGUGCACUUCGAAGUGGCGAUCACGCAAUUGGCCAAUGUGGAUGAAGUAAACCAGAUCAUGGAAACCAAUCUAUGGCUGCGUCAUAUCUGGAAUGAUUAUAAAUUACGCUGGGAUCCAAAGGAAUAUGACGGCAUUGAAACUCUUCAUGUCCCAGCAGAGAAGAUUUGGAAGCCUGACAUUGUUCUUUAUAACAAUGCUGUGGGUGACUUCCAAGUUGCAGGCAAGACAAAAGCUCUUCUUAAAUACAAUGGCACUAUCACCUGGACUCCCCCAGCUAUUUUUAAGAGUUCAUGUCCUAUGGAUAUCACCUUUUUCCCUUUUGAUCAUCAAAAUUGUUCCCUGAAAUUUGGUUCCUGGACAUAUGACAAGGCUGAAAUUGACCUCCUAAUUAUUGGCUCUAAAGUGGAUAUGAAUGACUAUUGGGAAAACAGUGAAUGGGAAAUUGUUGAUGCUUCUGGCUACAAGCAUGACAUCAAAUACAACUGUUGUGAAGAGAUAUACACAGAUAUAACCUAUUCUUUUUACAUUAGGAGGUUGCCCAUGUUUUACACCAUUAAUUUGAUCAUCCCCUGCCUCUUUAUUUCAUUUCUAACCGUGUUGGUCUUUUACCUUCCUUCGGACUGUGGCGAAAAAGUGACACUUUGCAUUUCAGUUUUACUUUCUCUGACUGUGUUUUUGUUGGUAAUUACAGAAACUAUCCCAUCCACAUCUCUCGUCAUCCCACUGGUAGGUGAGUACCUGCUGUUCACCAUGAUUUUUGUCACUCUGUCCAUUGUGGUGACCGUAUUUGUGUUGAACAUACACUACCGCACCCCAGCCACACACACCAUGCCCAGGUGGGUGAAGACAAUUUUCCUCCAGCUGUUCCCUCAGCUCCUGAUGAUGAGGAGGCCUCUGGACAGGAAGAAGAUGACAGGCUGUGAUAAAAACCCCAGGGGCCUCUCCACUCGGCCUGCCAAGGCCAAGUUCACAAAUCACAGAGAACCCACAUUUCUUAAGGAACACUGUCACUGUCAGAAGUCAGGUGAAUUUGUGGCCAGCAAGAGAAUGUCAAGUCAUCAGCCUCCACAGUGGGCGAACCAAUACCCAGAACAUUUUCCGGAGGUAGAAGAUGUGAUUAAUAGUGUUCAAUUCAUAGCAGAAAACAUGAAAAGCCACAAUGAAAGGAAAGAGGUAGAAGACGACUGGAAAUAUGUGGCCAUGGUGGUUGAUAGAAUAUUUCUUUGGGCAUUUAUCAUUGUCUGUGUGUUUGGAACUGCAGGGCUAUUUCUACAGCCACUGCUUGGGAAUACAAGAAAAUCUUAGUAUGUUCAGAAACUUACAGACACUGUAUUUGUUCUGUAUUCCUUACCACAAGGAAAGGCCAAGGCCUACAUCUACUGAGCUCAAGACUAGAUGGAAAAAGAGGCUUGCAGUACACUUUUAGGAGUUUGAGAACCCUUCUUGGAAGCCUAGGGGAAGACAUUAGAUGUUUCACAUCACUGGACCAAGAGUCAGCUUCUCUUGUGUGUCCAUAAUUGGCUUCCAGGAACAUGAAUGACCCAUAAUAUGGCCAAACCAUGUAAUUAACAUCAAGCCAUUCUAACAAGAGAUGCUGUUGUAUCCCCUGUUGAACAGCAUAACAACAUAGGAGAUGUGAGACUCUAGAACUUGGACCUUCUGACAUACAACACUUGUGAGCUUUCUUGUGCAUGUAUUUGGAUCUAGCUCACAUUUUUCAGGCUUGAUUAAAAGAAAUGCCAGAUAGUCUGAGUCUGUCUCAGCAUUUGUAUUAGUCAGCUUUCGGUUAUUGUGGCAAAAUACCAGGGAAAAUCAACCUAAAAGGAGGCCCAGUUUCUGUGGCUUACAGCUUCAGAUGAUUCAGUCCAUGACAGUUUAACCACAUUCUUCUGGGCCUGUGGUGGCACAGCACAGUACAGUACAGUACAGUGCGGCAAGUAUAUAUAGUAUAAUAGAGGAUUUCUCUGUACUUCAUGGUGGUCAGGAAGAAAGGAGGAAGAGAGGAUGGGAUGAGUUCUCAGUAUCCUUGGGAUUCACCCCUUGACGGUUUACCUUCCUUCUUGGAAUCCCACCUUCUUAAAAUUCUGCCCCCUACCGGUAGCACACAGGCUGAGGGCCAAACCCUCAACAUGGGCCUCUGGGGGGCAUUCCAGAUGCAAACUACACAGUUCAUCUGGCAGGAAAGUUGAGUAGAAGCCCAGCAUGGUGCUAGGCAUUGCCAGGGUAAUAGAAAUAGGUUUUUUUUUUCCCAAGAGCUUGAAAUUUUCUAGGAAAAGUCAUAUAUUGGAGAAAAGAACUGCAUGGAUUCAAGAGCUGUCACUGGAACAGUCAAAAUUGAAAACCUUUGUGUGGUUGACUAGACAAACCCAGAGUAAUCCAUGCUGUGUGUCAAUAAAGGUGUCUCUGUCGUCUUCUCAUCAACGCCUUGCAUUUGUUCACUGCACUGAUAUUGAAAAUAAAGUUAUUUCUUCUCUAAGAAAUUAUAA